AAUAAAGGUAAAAUAUGUACAUAAACGGCAACAACAAAUCUCAAUCUCCACUUGUAAAAUACGAUCAAUCAGAGAACAAAAUCCUGACUUCUUGGAUUUCCUAUUGUUCCAUCAGAAAGUUGCGGAAUUCCGAGAAGAAUAAUUGGAGUGGAAAUAACUCUGGCCCUAUAUAGAAAAUAUCGGCAAUUACAGAUCAUGCGUAGAUCGGAGUGAAAAUAUCCCUGGUCCUAUAUCAAUAUAUCGAUUAUCACAGAUCAUGCGUAGAUCGGAGUGGAUAUGACCCUGGUCCUAUAUCAAUAUAUCGAUUAUCACAGAUCGUGUUUAGAUCGGAGUGAAAAUGACCCUGGUCCUAUAUCAAUAUAUCGAUUAUCACAGAUCAUGUUUAUAUCGGAGUGAAAAUAACCCUGGUCCUAUAUCAAUAUAUCGAUUAUCACAGAUUCCUGCGUAGAUCGGAGUGAAAAUAUCCCUGGUCCUAUAUCAAUAUAUCGAUAUCACAGAUCAUGCGUAGAUCGGAGUGAAAAUAUCCCUGGUCCUAUAUCAAUAUAUCGAUUAUCACAGAUUCCUGCGUAGAUCGGAGUGAAAAUAUCCCUGGUCCUAUAUCAAUAUAUCGAUAUCACAGAUCAUGUUUAGAUCGGAGUGAAAAUAUCCCUGGUCCUAUAUCAAUAUAUCUAUUAUCACAGAUCAUGCGUAGAUCGGAGUGGAAAUGACCCUGGUCCUAUAUCAAUACACAGUAUAUCGAUUAUCACAGAUCAUGUUUAGAUCGGAGUGAAAAUGACCCUUGUCCUAUAUCAAUAUAUCGAUUAUCACAGAUCAUGUUUAGAUCGGAGUGGAAAUAACCCUGGUCCUAUAUCAAUAAUUCGGGUAUCACAGAUCAUGCUUACAUCGGAGUAAAAUAACCCGGGUUGUGUGUCUCAUAAUAAAUAAGUAACUUUUCAUGCAUAUAAAUGACAUAUAUAUAUGACGAUAAUCUCAAAAAUGAUUAUAUUGGUAAAUCAAGAGUCAAUAGUGUAAAAUAUACAGUAACUGAAGAUAUUCCAUAGGUUAAAGAUAUGAAACAUACAAAAAAACUGUUGUACCAUAGUUUCAGUGUAAUAGCAACAAAACCGUGUAGUGAAGCAACUGGCAAUGGGGUAACUCUAAGGGAUACGGUCCAAAUAGUUGUCCUAAUGGUGAUGGGGGUAACGAGGAGGGAUAAGGUCCAAAUAGUUGUCCUAAAGGCGAUGGGGGUAACGAGGAGGGAUAAGGUCCAGACAGUUCUCCUAAUGGUGAUGGGGGUAACGAGGAGGGAUAAGGUCCAGACAGUUCUCCUAAAGGCGAUGGGGGUAACGAGGAGGGAUAAGGUCCAAAUAGUUGUCCUAAUGGUGAUGGGGGUAACGAGGAGGGAUAAGGUCCAGACAGUUCUCCUAAUGGUGAUGGGGGUAACGAGGAGGGAUAAGGUCCAGACAGUUCUCCUAAAGGCGAUGGGGGUAACGAGGAGGGAUAAGGUCCAGACAGUUGUCCCAAUGGUGAUGGGGGUAACGAGGAGGGAUAAGGUCCAGACAGUUCUCCUAAUGGUGAUGGGGGUAACGAGGAGGGAUAAGGUCCAGACAGUUCUCCUAAUGGUGAUGGGGGUAAUGAGGAGGGAUAAGGUCCAGGCAGUUCUCCUAAUGACGAUGGGGGUAACGAGGAGGGAUAAGGUCCAGACAGUUCUCCUAAAGACGAUGGGGGUAACGAGGAGGGAUAAGGUCCAGACAGUUCUCCUAAUGGCGAUGAGGGUAACGAGGAGGGAUAAGGUCCAGACAGUUCUCCUAAUGGCGAUGAGGGUAACGAGGAGGGAUAAGGUCCAGACAGUUCUUCUCAUGGUGAUGGGGGUAACGAGGAGGGAUAAGGUCCAGACAGUUCUCCUAAAGACGAUGGGGGUAACGAGGAGGAUAAGGUCCAGACAGUUCUCCUAAUGGCGAUAGGGGUAACGAGGAGGGAUAAGGUCCAGACAGUUCUCCUAAUGGUGAUGGGGGUAACGAGGAGGGAUAAGGUCCAAAUAGUUGUCCUAAUGGUGAUGGGGAUAACGAGGAGGGAUAAGGUCCAGACAGUUCUCCUAAUGGUGAUGGGGGUAAUGAGGAGGGAUAAGGUCCAAAUAGUUGUCCUAAUGGUGAUGGGGAUAACGAGGAGGGAUAAGGUCCAGACAGUUCUCCUAAUGGUGAUGGGGGUAACGAGGAGGGAUAAGGUCCAGACAGUUCUCCUAAUGGCGAUAGGGGUAACGAGGAGGGAUAAGGUCCAGACAGUUCUCCUAAUGGUGAUGGGGGUAAUGAGGAGGGAUAAGGUCCAAAUAGUUGUCCUAAUGGUGAUGAGGGUAACGAGGAGGGAUAAGGUCCAGACAGUUCUCCUAAUGGCGAUGAGGGUAACGAGGAGGGAUAAGGUCCAGACAGUUCUCCUAAUGGCGAUGAGGGUAACGAGGAGGGAUAAGGUCCAGACAGUUCUCCUAAUGGCGAUGAGGGUAACGAGGAGGGAUAAGGUCCAGACAGUUCUCCUAAUGGCGAUGAGGGUAACGAGGAGGGAUAAGGUCCAGACAGUUCUCCUAAUGGCGAUGAGGGUAACGAGGAGGGAUAAGGUCCAGACAGUUCUCCUAAUGGCGAUGAGGGUAACGAGGAGGGAUAAGGUCCAGACAGUUCUCCUAAUGGCGAUGAGGGUAACGAGGAGGGAUAAGGUCCAGACAGUUCUCCUAAUGGCGAUGGGGGUAACGAGGAGGGAUAAGGUCCAAAUAGUUGUCCUAAUGGUGAUGGGGGUAACGAGGAGGGAUAAGGUCCAGGCAGUUCUCCUAAUGGCGAUGGGGGUAACGAGGAGGGAUAAGGUCCAAAUAGUUGUCCUAAUGGUGAUGGGGGUAACGAGGAGGGAUAAGGUCCAGACAGUUCUCCUAAUGGCGAUGGGGGUAACGAGGAGGGAUAAGGUCCAAAUAGUUGUCCUAAUGGUGAUGGGGGUAACGAGGAGGGAUAAGGUCCAAAUAGUUGUCCUAAUGGCGAUGGGGGUAACGAGGAGGGAUAAGGUCCAGACAGUUCUCCUAAAGGCGAUGGGGGUAACGAGGAGGGAUAAGGUCCAAAUAGUUGUCCUAAUGGUGAUGGGGGUAACGAGGAGUGAUAAGGUCCAGACAGUUCUCCUAAUGACGAUGGGGGUAACGAGGAGGGAUAAGGUCCAAAUAGUUGUCCUAAUGGCGAUGGGGGUAACGAGGAGGGAUAAGGUCCAGACAGUUGUCCCAAUGGUGAUGGGGGUAACGAGGAGGGAUAAGGUCCAGACAGUUGUCCCAAUGGUGAUGGGGGUAACGAGGAGGGAUUAGGUCCAAAUAGUUGUCCUUAUGGUGAUGGG
Molecule: messenger RNA, 3336 nt
Organism: Pecten maximus
Lineage: Eukaryota; Metazoa; Mollusca; Bivalvia; Pectinida; Pectinidae
Exons: 4
Coding region: 1934-3307 (457 amino acids)
Source: RefSeq, a predicted model, not a curated record